This is a messenger RNA of Aspergillus viridinutans, 1410 nucleotides long. RefSeq lists its product as uncharacterized. NCBI's taxonomy places the organism in Eukaryota, Fungi, Ascomycota, Eurotiomycetes, Eurotiales, Aspergillaceae. Gene Ontology annotation, biological process: transmembrane transport. The transcript is spliced from 9 exons. Gene Ontology annotation, molecular function: transmembrane transporter activity. The coding region runs from base 1 to 1410 and encodes 469 amino acids. Gene Ontology annotation, cellular component: plasma membrane. The record is from RefSeq and is a predicted model, not a curated record.
AUGGAAGUAACCAGCAAAGAAUCUGCCUCGAAUGGCGACGAGAGAUCGCUCGGUGCGUCGCCAAAAGCUAUCAACAAGCGAAAGUUGACGGCCAAGAUCGAUUGGCAUGUCCUUCCAUGGUCAACUUGUCAUGUCGCGAUAACUGAUGCUCACCAAUCCUGCAGUAUUAACAUCGGCAAUGCGGCGGUUCUGGGUUUGAAGGAAGACUUGCACAUUCAGACAGGCACGAAAUACAACACUGCAUUGACCAUUUUCUUCGUGCCCUAUAUCAUCUUUGAAAUUCCAUCGAAUAUCCUGCUGAAGAAAUUGAAGCCGCAUGUGUGGUUGCCGCUAUGCAUGUUCGGCUUUGGUCUGGUCACGGUCUGUCAAGGCCUCGUGACAAAUUGGGGCGGAUUAAUGACGACUCGCUGGUUCCUCGGCAUGUUCGAGGCGAGCUUGUCUCCUGGAUGUUUCUACCUUAUUGGUAUGUGGUACAAACGCAGCGAAGCUCAGAAGCGGUUCAGCCUGUUCUUCAACUCGUCAACUAUCGCCGGUGCGUUUGGCGGGUUGCUUGCAAGCGGAAUCGGAAAGAUGGACGGACUGCGUGGCUAUGGCGGCUGGCGCUGGGUAUUUAUCAUCGAGGGCGUGAUCACCUGCCUGGUCGCGACGAUCUGCUUUUUCGUCGUCCCGGGGUUUCCUGAGGAUGUAAAGUGGCUCAGUGAGGGGGAGAGAGAAUUCAUCGUUUCCAAGCUGGCGGAUGACGUGGACAAGGUUUUUAUCGGCGGAUGGAUGUACCUUGGGCAGGGUGUCACAGCCUACGGGUAUGCCUAUUUUGCUCCUUCGAUCAUCAAGUCCUACGGCCACGACGCGAUCAAAACACAGCUCUACUCCAUCCCGCCAUGGGCCGCGGCGUUUGGCAUCUCCAUGCUCGUCGCCUUUUUGUCUGACAAAUUGCGCCACCGGUUCAUCUUCACUAUCAUCCCGAUGCUCAUCGCCAUGGCCGGGUUCGGCAUCCUCCUCAACGUCCACGACCAUCACAACGUACAAUACGGUGCUUUGUUUCUCGUCACGAGUGGCUGCUUCAGUGCCAUGCCCGUGCUGGUCUGCUGGUUCUCGAUGAACCUGGGUGGUCAUCGUCGACGAAGCGUAGGGACGGCAUGGCAGAUUGGGUCUGGAAAUUUCGGCGGGAUUAUCUCCACCUACUCCUUUCUCGCUAAAGGCGCCCCUCGCUACCGUAACGGGUACAUCAUCAGUCUGUCCUUCCUCUGUUUCUCCGCCGUGAUGGCUAUCGUCUACUUAUUGGCAGCUUUGUACGAUAACAAGAGGCGUGAUCGGGCCAUUGAGAAUGGGACAAUUGACUUGCAGGCAUUGCCGGAAGAGGAGUUGGAGUAUAUGGGAGAUUUGGCGCCGACAUUUCGCUAUGCUUACUGA